CCGUAUGAUUCUCUCUGAAAAAGACUAGCCAGCAGAUUGGCCAUCUUGAUAGGAGGGCCUCAGUUUGGCCUAGUUUGUCAGUCACACCCGAACCAUCAUGGCCCGAUUUCUCCACCGCUUUUCACCAGGAACUUUCACAGUGAAUUUCUUGUUGUCUUCAACUUCAUGCUUCCACAGGAAUUGGGAUGCUUGUCAAUGGAAUUUUCAUUUGUCCAAGAGUGUUAAGGACAGCAGGGCCACUGCUUGGUGCUCGUUUCGCACUGUUGAUCCUCAGUCCUCUUCAUCUUGUCUUCCCUGCCUUGGCAAAGUUCUUUGGCCAGACGAAGUCCAGCUUACUUCUGCAUUACAUCCUCACGUUAACAGUGUUGAUAAGAAACUCCACUUCGUCGUCGAUAUUCACGUGUGCCAACCUGAUGCUCAACAACAGUGUGGAAUCGUGCAAUAGAGGGAAGGUCAAUGGAUUCGCGAUGUCAGUGAGCUCACUGGGUCGCGCAAUGGCACCUGUGGCGGGAGGUUUUCUCUUCUCUUGGUCGCAAAGUCCUGUUGCAAGAUUCCUUCCUCUAGGUGAGACGCAGAGCUUUGCCACGUCAGCAGUGCGACGACAGCAUCAGUACCAACGUCAGCAGUGCCCCGCCACCAUGACGGUUCCAGCUUUGGGCAUGCCAGGCCAAAUGGCCAACGAGUCCAUUGCCGAGUACCGACAGUGGUUCCAAGCUCAGCUCGCACUAAUCGAGGCUGAGGAACAGCGCCAGGCGGCAGCCGAGGCUGCCCGCCUACAGGCUGAAAAGCAUCGGCUUCAGGCCGAAGCUGAUGCAGAUGCCCAGGCCAGCCGCAAGGAGGCCCAGGAUCUGCUGCAGCGGCACGAAGCCGCCAGCGUCGACAAGCUCAAGUUCUGGCAUUUUGAGCCAUCCGAGGGCCACGACGAUGCAACACCGGAAGAGCAGCACAAGGAGUUCCUCUCCAACCUCGUGACCCGGUUGGUUUACACUUGUAGCCACCUGCAGUCCGAGUUAGAGAAGCAGCACGAGGAACUGACGAAUCUCCAAAGGCAGUACAAAACCACAAGGAUCUACACGAGGAUGCCACACGGGCACUCAAUUCCGAUGUUCAGGACUUGGAGCAAGCGGCACCAGGAUCAGAUGUUGGCGAACCCAACAGUGCAGCCUCAACCUGCCAAUUGGAGGAAUGAGUUGACCAUGUAACUUCAAGAACUCGACCCGUUGACGUUUGCGGAUUUCCAAUGGAUGCCCCUUCCCCCAACCAGGCAAUUCCUGAAACCGCAUUGCAACCUGCUCAUGGCACAAUUGCGGGAUUACUUGCACACUACAGUACAAGCUCCGUUGAUGGACGCCGGAGUAGAGGUUGUUGACCUCCACGACUACGUUGUGAAGAUCGACCGCGAGUUCAAGACACAACAGUACGACCACAUCGACGCGUCAUUGUUGUACAUACGCAUUCAGAUCGGAGAGGUGACCUGCAACACUUUGAUCGAUUGCGGAGCUACUCGCAACUAUAUCAGCCAAGACUUUAUGGUACGCGUUGGCCUGGGGUCACACAUUCGGAGGAAGUCGCAGCCCACGCAAGUCACGUUGGCCGACCGUUACACACAUAAGUCAAUCGACUGGUGCAUUGAUUCCAUCCUCGUGUACUUCGCCCCGCAUGCAAGCGAGGCCGUGUCCUUCAACAUUUCAAACACCCAAUUCGACAUGAUUUUGGGCAUGUCAUGGCUGCGAAGCGAGGAUCACCUGAUGAACUUCUACCGCCACACCGUUCACGUUCUUUAUCGGAACAGAGUACUAGUCCCAUGCACGGUGCCUCCACCUCACCCUUUGAUCAACUGUCACGUGGUGUCUGUCACGAGCAUUCGAGCUUCCAUCACCCGAGACGGCAUCGAGGAGAUGGGUGUUAGUUUUCUCCACGCCCUCCUGCCCCAUGACAUCUCAUUGACGGACGCAUCAACGGAUCCACACAUCACCGAGCUUCUUGACGCCUACAGCGACCUGUUCGAAGCCCCACACGGAGUAGUACCGGAUCGACCCAUCCGCCACGAGAUCAUCCUCGAGGCCAGGGCCGUACCUCCGUGUGGUUGCAUCUACCGCAUGAGCGAGGAAGAGUUAAGUGUGCUACGGGCACAACUCGACGACCUUCUUGAGAAAGGCUGGAUUCAGCCUAGCUCUUCGCCAUACGGUUCUCCCGUUCUCUUCGUCCGGAAGAAGAACAAGGAUUUCCGCUUGUGCAUCGAUUAUCACACGCUCCACACGCAAACCGUCAAGAAAGUCGGCCCUUUUCCGCGCAUCAACAACCUUCUCGAACGGUUGGGCGCCGCCAAGUUCUUCUCCAAGCUUGACCUCAAAUUGGGACAUCACCAACUCGAGAUCCGGCAGGAGGACCGCUACAACACCGCAUUUAAGACACGGUAUGGGCAUUUCGAAUGGCUGGUUAUGCCUUUUGGCCUUACGAAUGCCCCGACCACGUUCCAGGCGGCUAUUACAACGAAGUUCCAACACAUGCUGGAUAGAUUUGUACUCAUCUACCUCGACGAUAUCUUGAUGUACAACCGAAGUUUGGACGAGCAUGCGGAGCACCUGCGCACCGUUUUGGAACAUCUACGACAAUCCAAGUACAAAGCCAACGACGAUAAAUGCGAAUUCACGCGGCAAGAGCUCGAGUACUUGGGCCAUUUUGUGACGCCGCAAGGGAUUCGGCCGCUCGCGGACAAGAUCGAGGCCAUCUGCGUAUGGCCCGAGCCCACCAACACCACGGACGUUUGCUCAUUCAUGGGAUUUGCGGGCUACUAUCAACGCUUCAUCAUCGAGUACUCAAGGAUUGCAGCCCCUUUGACGAUAUUACAAUGGCCAGAGGUGCUAUUACUAUUCGAUGACGACGCGCGCCGGUCAUUCCAAGCACUCAAGAUGACCAUGCUCAUGGCACCCGUCCUUAACAUCUACGACCCCACCUUGCCAACGGGAGAGUGACAACUGACGCUUCCGGCUAUGGCAUUGGGGCAGUCUUGGAACAACAUGACGGUGAUGACUGACACCCCGUGGAGUAUUUCAGCCACAAAGUG
Chara braunii is the source of this 3067-nucleotide messenger RNA. NCBI's taxonomy places the organism in Eukaryota, Viridiplantae, Streptophyta, Charophyceae, Charales, Characeae. The record is from the annotation of a GenBank genome assembly.